Truncatella angustata is the source of this 684-nucleotide messenger RNA. RefSeq names its product vesicle transport V-SNARE protein. Gene Ontology annotation, biological process: vesicle fusion; endoplasmic reticulum to Golgi vesicle-mediated transport. The record is from RefSeq and is a predicted model, not a curated record. Bases 1 to 684 code for a protein of 227 amino acids. The transcript is spliced from 2 exons. Gene Ontology annotation, cellular component: SNARE complex; Golgi medial cisterna; Golgi membrane. Lineage: Eukaryota; Fungi; Ascomycota; Sordariomycetes; Amphisphaeriales; Sporocadaceae. Gene Ontology annotation, molecular function: SNAP receptor activity.
AUGGCAGCAACAGGAAACCAGGGCUGGGCUCAACUGCGCCAACAAGCCCGCAGUUUAGAAUCACAGACCGAUACUCUGUUCCAUACAUAUUCACAAUUCGCACAACUCUCAGCCAUACCGCCGAAGCCCACCCCAGAGGAAAGGGAGACAGAGGCAAAACUGGAGGACCUGCUAUCGAAACGAGAGACCGUCAUCGCACAGCUGACCCGCCUGCUCGACUCGGAAGCCACCCUGACUUCCUCCGCCCUGAAACAGAACAACCUCUCCUUGCUGCGUGAGAAGCUCGCCGAGCACCGUCGUGAUUUGCGCCGCAUCAAAUCUUCCAUCUCCGAGGCCCGAGAUCGCGCCAACCUGCUGAGCAACGUGCGCUCCGACAUCGAUGCGUACCGCGCCAGCAACCCCGAGGCUGCCGAGGCCGACUACAUGCUCGAGGAGCGCAACAGGGUCGACAACAGCCACAACAUGGUCGACAGCGUGCUGUCCCAGGCCUAUGCGACCCAGGAGAACUUCGCGCUGCAGAGGGAGACGCUGGCCAACAUCAACAGGAGGAUCACCAUGGCCGCCAGCCAAGUGCCCGGCUUGAAUACCUUGAUCGGCAAGAUCUCUGCCAGGAAGCGCAGGGACGGAAUCAUCAUGGGCAGUUUCGUUGCCUUCUGCUUCCUGGUCUUCUGGUGGUUCUUGUAG